AUGGAUAAGAACGGUGUUUGGAGGUUCGCAAUCCAAUUGUGGAUGCAGAAGAACCAGGCGAAGAUGGAGUGGGUGAUCUACGACCCGAACGGGUUCCACGCGGGGUCAGGGAACAUGUUCCCUGCGGAAGGUGACAAUACCAUCUUCAGCUACAUGGAAACCAACCAUGAUAGGCCGUUUGAGCACCAGAUGCCUUACGGGGUCGAUGCAUUCUUCUACUCCCCAACCGCGGUCGAGGACGCGAGGGUCUCUCUGAAGAUCAAGAAGUCUGUGCCUAACUGUAGCAAAUCAGGUGAAGCAGAUUGCUUCCCGAAAGUGACGACUGAGAAUAGGUCAGAGACCAAGAUGUUUGAGGUCGAGUCAUGCUGGCAGUACUGCGACAAGGAUAAACCCGAGCUCAUCCUCGUAAAGCCCAGCGACCUAAACUGCGAUGACAUGAACGAUGCGGACUGGGUUCACAACGACAAUGCCUGGUCGCGCAAUUUCAAUUGCUACCUCAAGGGCUUCUAG
This is a messenger RNA of Parastagonospora nodorum SN15, 510 nucleotides long. RefSeq lists its product as hypothetical. The transcript has a single exon. The record is from RefSeq and is a predicted model, not a curated record. The coding region runs from base 1 to 510 and encodes 169 amino acids. NCBI's taxonomy places the organism in Eukaryota, Fungi, Ascomycota, Dothideomycetes, Pleosporales, Phaeosphaeriaceae.